Messenger RNA from Anas platyrhynchos (mallard), 875 nucleotides. The record is from RefSeq and is a predicted model, not a curated record. Lineage: Eukaryota; Metazoa; Chordata; Aves; Anseriformes; Anatidae.
CAGCGCCGCCGCGCUCGGUCCCCCGGGAUCGGGAUCGGGGUCGGCGGCGCGGCCGUGCUCGGGGGGCGGCGGCGGCGGGGUGCUGCGGCACCUGCUGCUGAAGCUGCGGGCCACCGGGCCGCUGACGGUGGCCGAGUACAUGCGGGAGGCGCUCACCAACCCCGGCCAGGGCUACUACACGCGGCGAGGCGGCGUCGGCGGGGACUUCAUCACGGCGCCCGAGGUCAGCCAGCUGCCGGGAGAGGUGAUAGGGCUCUGGUGCCUCAGCGAGUGGAUGGCCGCCGGCAGGCCCGCAGCCAUGCAGCUGGUGGAGCUGGGACCGGGGACGGGCGCGCUCACCGAUGAUAUCCUGCGGGUCUUCAAGCAGCUUGCCUCUUUACUUAGUAAAUGUGACUUGUCCAUUCACCUGGUAGAAGUGAGUCCCAAACUCAGUGAGACCCAAGCACAGAUGCUGACAGGAGGGAAGGUGCAGUCAAACCCUGAGGAUGAAGCUGCUUAUAUGAAAGGCAUCAGCAAGACUGGAAUUCCAGUUUACUGGUACAGAGGCAUUCAAGAUGUACCACAAGGUUACAGCUUUUACAUAGCACAUGAGUUUCUGGAUGCCCUGCCAAUACAUAAGUUUCAGAGAACAGAGAAAGGCUGGCGUGAGGUGUUGGUUGAUAUAGAUCCAGAGGCUCCUGACCAGCUCCGAUUUGUCCUGUCACCAUCCAGUACCCCUGCAACAGAAAACUUUAUUCAGGUGUUUUGAUGUUUGAACUCUGCACUAGCCUGAGGAAACGAGAGAUCACGUGGAAGUAUGUCCCGAGGCCGGUGUCCUCAUUCAGAGGCUUGCCAGUCGCAUCGAAAAGGAUGGUGGGGCCGCACUGAUUGCUGAU